AGUAUGCAACAGGUCGGAGCCGGCUCGUGGUGCGCAUGCGCUGCGGCCUAGCCCAGCUGUCAGCCUGGCCGGGGAUGAUGGCGAGUAACCGGCAGAGCCCGAGCCCCCAGCCAGGACCCGGAGCCGUUACAGGAAGCGGAGCGGCAGCCGCCUCCUCCACUCCGGGUAGCAGCCGUGGCCCGGGCAGAGGUUCUGGAUCUGGGGCAGCCGGAAGAAAACGGCCUCUUCUCAACGGCCUGGUCAACUCGUAUGAAGAUAAAAGCAGCGACUUUGUCUGCCCUAUCUGUUUUGAGAUGAUCGAGGAGGCACAUAUGACAAAAUGCGGUCACAGUUUUUGCUAUAAAUGUAUUCGACAGAGCCUGGAAGUCAGUAAUCGGUGCCCCAAGUGCAACUACGUGAUUGAUAAUGUUGAUCAGCUUUACCCGAACUUUCUCGUUAAUGAACUAAUCCUGAAACAGAAGCAAAGAUCUGAAGAAAAACGACUAAAACUUGAACACCCAAAUGGCCAUCGAUGGCAGGCGAUACAGGACGUGCUAAUCACAGACCAAGAUAGUCUCGACCUUCCUAACGUAAACCUCAUGCUGGAACUUAUAAUACAGAAGAAGCAACAGCUGGAAGCGGAAUCGCAGGCAGCCCAGCUGCAGAUCCUAAUGGAAUUUCUUCAGGAAGCAAAAAGGAAUAAGAAGGAGCAACUGGACCAGUUACAGAAGGAGCUGAAUGUUCUUGAGGAAGACAUAAAACGAGUGGAGGUUUGUACAAUUGGCUCAUUGAUGAGAUCACAUCUGGACUGUGUACAGUUUUGGUCUCCUUAUUUAAGAAAAGACAUAAAUGCAUUAGAGAGCAGUGUAGGCAACGUCACUCUAUUUUCAAUGCAGAGAUACAUAGAUUCUUGA
Molecule: messenger RNA, 893 nt
Organism: Carcharodon carcharias (great white shark)
Lineage: Eukaryota; Metazoa; Chordata; Chondrichthyes; Lamniformes; Lamnidae
Product: E3 ubiquitin-protein ligase COP1-like
Exons: 8
Coding region: 36-893 (285 amino acids)
Biological process (GO): proteasome-mediated ubiquitin-dependent protein catabolic process
Molecular function (GO): ubiquitin protein ligase activity
Source: RefSeq, a predicted model, not a curated record